CCAAUUAGCAAUGGCGAAGUGUCUCGCCGUCGCCCUCCUGCUACUGGUGGUGCUCGCGUACUGCGACGGGAGGGAGCUGAACGGCAAGGAACAGACACUUGCAGCGACACGCGGUGCCGGUGCCGGCGUCGGCGAGGCGAAGGUUUUGGGGUUGCCAGACCUGCCGCUUCUGGGCACCGCUACUGGUACCAGCACCAUUACCGGCCCGCUGGUGGUGAUUCCUGGGAUUCCCGCCAUUGGUCCAUGA
Molecule: messenger RNA, 247 nt
Organism: Lolium rigidum
Lineage: Eukaryota; Viridiplantae; Streptophyta; Magnoliopsida; Poales; Poaceae
Exons: 1
Coding region: 11-247 (78 amino acids)
Source: RefSeq, a predicted model, not a curated record